AUGGUCCAGAUCACUCUCCCUGAGAACUACGGCGCGGCCGUUGCUGUCGCCCUUGGCGUCAUUCCCGUCCUGGGCUUCAUCCACGGCUGCAUCACCACCGGCCUGCGCAAAGCCGCCAAGGUCCCCUACCCGCACUGCUAUGCCACCGUCGAGCAAUGCAAGGAGAACGCCAAGGCUGAGCAAUUCAACUGCGCCCAGCGCGCCCACUCCAACUUCCUCGAGAACGCCCCCCAGACCAUGCUGUUCACCCUCGUUGCGGGCCUGAAGUAUCCCCAGCUGGCGGCGGGCAUUAGUGCCGCUUGGGUGGUGCUGCGCGCGCUGUUCCUGUACGGGUAUAUCUACUCGGGCAAGCCACAGGGUAAGGGCCGGAUGUUGGGUGGGUUCUUCUGGCUUGCGCAGGGUGCGCUGUGGGGAUUGAGUGUGUUUGGUGUGGCCCGGGAUUUGAUCUCUUACUAG
Molecule: messenger RNA, 456 nt
Organism: Penicillium daleae
Lineage: Eukaryota; Fungi; Ascomycota; Eurotiomycetes; Eurotiales; Aspergillaceae
Product: MAPEG family protein
Exons: 3
Coding region: 1-456 (151 amino acids)
Cellular component (GO): nuclear envelope; membrane; endoplasmic reticulum
Molecular function (GO): glutathione peroxidase activity; glutathione transferase activity
Source: RefSeq, a predicted model, not a curated record